GGUCUCAGUUCAGUUUUGUCGCCUGCGGCUGAAGCGUCGGACGGCGGAGCGGAGCGGCGCGUGCGGACAGAACCGGGUUACUAUGAGCAGCUAGGUGCGUGAGCAGGUCUGUGGACGGAACCGACGAGUACACACGGCGUCUCUCCUCCUCUGGCUGUCCUGGUCCCGGCCCAGAGCGCGUCCCGGUCCGGACUGUCAUUCAGAACCACUACAGCUCACGUGUUUGACGUCAGCCGACAGAUUUAAACUUUAUUUUCUGACAUUUUAUCCGCUCGGUCGCUCAUAUCCUCCUUUUUCAUAACACUUUACUGACUUUAUUUAGUUCAACUCGGUGUUUCGCUGUCAGGAAACGUCUCUGUACUUUUAUUUUAUUUUUUUUUAUUUUUUAAGUCACUCUCGGAUUAAGUCAUCGAUAUCAUCCAGUGAGAGAGGAGCGGAGAGGAGCAGCGGAGGUGUUCUGGACAGAGACAUGGUGACCGAGCAGGUCUGCAGCCUGUAGUCAUCCCUCCACUGCUGCUGCGAGCCGACACUCAAAGAGGCUGAACGAUCGUCUUCCUGCCAGUCGGACCAGAAUGGAGCUUCUCUGCGUCUCUCUGCUGCUGCAGAUGGUCCUGAUGUCCACCGCUGCCAGAGGUCCGCCCAGGGUGUCGGAGCGAGUGGCCCACCGGCAGAGCGUCCGUCUGGGCCGCACCAUGAAGCUGCCCUGCCCCGUGGAGGGCGACCCCCCGCCGCUCAUCAUGUGGACCAAAGACAACCGCAACAUCCACAGCGGCUGGACCCGGUUCAGGGUUCUACAGCACGCCCUGCGCAUUAAAGAGGUGGAGACCGAGGACGCCGGGACCUACAUCUGCAAGGCCACCAACGGCUUCGGCAGCGUGAACGUCAACUACACGCUCAUCAUCAUCGAUGACUCCAGCUCGAGAGGCGGAGCGGCCAAUGGCGACUCUGAACACGCCCCGGAGCUGGCUGGGAAACUGGUGCGUCCACGUUUCACGCAGCCGUCGAAGAUGAGGAAGCGCGUCAUCGCCCGGCCGGUCGGCAGCUCGGUGCGUCUGAAGUGCACGGCGAGCGGAUACCCUCGCCCCGACAUCGUGUGGCUGAAGGACAGUCGGCCGCUGGCGGACGAGGACGGCGGCGCGGCGGGAGAGGAAGGGAAGAAGAAGAGGUGGACUCUGAGCCUGAAGAACCUGACGCCAGAGCACAGCGGGAAGUACACCUGCCACGUCUCCAACCGAGCCGGAGAGAUCAACGCCACCUACAAGGUGGAAGUCAUACAGCGCACCAACUCCAAACCCAUCCUGACCGGCACUCACCCCGUCAACACCACCGUGGACUACGGAGGAACCACGUCGUUCCAGUGUAAAGUCCGCAGUGACGUCAAGCCGGUUAUUCAGUGGCUGAAGAGGGUUGAACCUGGUGACGAGAACAAGUUCAACUCCACGAUAGAGGUUGGAGACCACCGAUUUGUGGUCCUGCCUACAGGGGAGGUUUGGUCGCGUCCUGAUGGCUCCUACCUCAACAAGCUGCUGAUAACCAGAGCCAAGGAGGAGGACGCCGGCAUGUACAUCUGCCUGGGCGCCAACACGAUGGGCUACAGCUUCAGGAGCGCCUACCUGACGGUGCUGCCAGAUCUGAAGCCGCAGAACAACGCCGUCCCGACAGCCACGUCCCCGAGCCUCCCCUGGCCCGUCAUCAUUGGGAUACCAGCAGGCGUCGCCUUCAUCUUAGGCACCGCCCUCCUCUGGUUCUGCCAAUCGAAACGCACCUGCUCCUCUUCUUCUACUUCCUCCUCUGCUCUUCCCGUGCCCCAGCGUCUACCUGCAGCGAAUCGUGACCGGGUCUGCCCGGCGGCGCCUUCUCAGCCGGCCAGCGGGGACAAAGAUUGUCUCUCGUACGAGGACUACAUCGCCCACAAGCAGCUGCUCCUGGCUCAGGGAGGCGCCGGGUUGGCUCCUAAGGUCUACCCGAAGAUCUACACGGAUAUUCACACGCACACUCAUUCGCACGUGGACGGGAAAGUACACCAGCACCAGCACAUCCACUACCAGUGUUAGCGGCGAGGGGCUAGCUAGCGCACUGUUGGUGUUUCACAUCCAACAGUCCACACUAAUGAAAGCUACGUGCAAAAGACCGUGAGGAUUCAUAAAACAGGAAACAUGGGAUCACGCAACUCUUCCUCAUUAUGCUGCAGACACGGAUUUAUAAAAGACACAAACAAUGAAGAAUGUAAAGAGAGAAUACAAAGAUCCUUAUUAUAAUUUUUUUUUUUAGCCGGUCUGGAGGUGAAUCCAGUGUAAAUGUACGAGAGGAAAAAUCCCGCCGCAUGUUUUAUUCAAGCCGAGUUUUUCUACGAGUCUUUUUCUUUUAUCUGUCUCUGUUCUUUCAGUUCUUCGGACACAACCGCAACCUCCUCAACAGAAGCAGAAACUCGGCUCGCCUACGCUGCAAAUCUCUCAAGUGGAACAGAGUUACGUGGCAUUUUUAUCGCGCUGCCUUAUCCUGGAUCAUCUAUAAAGAACAAUAUAGCAUGUGUGUAAUGUUACAGCUUCAUUUCAGAGUAUAGCACCGUUCUCAGCCCACCUGAGCCUUAACAAAUGAACACCGUCUCUCCCUGGAUCCUCGGCGAGGACGACGGCUGCCGGUGUUUUUGCUUCCGCUGCUAUGUGUGUACUGAUGUGAAACCGAAGCACGGACGUCUUCUUCCAUCGGUUUUAUCUGCAGCUACAGUGCGUACAGGAUCUCCUCCGUAAGUACACCGACUGACAGUUUCUGCCCCUUCAACCUCCCGGAGAAAAAGGCGGCAUUUCCCCCCCCUGUUUCCACAUCACCUCGUUCUCAGCUUUGAUUGAUGCUCGCUGAGGGAUAAAGGAUAUCAGUUCUCCUCGUGUCAAACGUUCAACCUCUUUUAGCCAAACAGCACAAAGGGAAGAUCAACAGAGCCCAGAUGUAACACGCGGUGCCUUCUGAGAAUCGUUUCCAGAUUUGGUGGAUCUCUGUUGGAUCACUGGAUAUGUCACAGCUUCUCGUUAACCUGUUGUGAGAUUUAGAGGGUUGAAAAAGAGAGGAGCUUCAGUCAGGACGAGACUUCACGUCCUCAGCUCGUCUUCCUGAAGGCGCCUCACAGUUUGACCUCGAGUAUGAAAGAAGAGGUUUUGUGUGUUGCUCGGUUCUCCACACAUGGUUUGUCACAGAGCCUCUGCUUUCAUCUGGUGUCUUUUCUUUUAUUACCUAAGGAGGAAAAGGUUUGUCUCCUCACCUGCAGAGCCCUCUGUUCACCAGCUAACACUGAUCCAAACUUCUCUCAGCGCUUUGAAAACAUCCAUCUCUUGAUCUGAUUCUGUAUAUUUUCACUGACCACUAGUUUUACUGACCACUUUAAAGGUGCACUUUGUAGUUCUGAGGAAGGAAACUCUGAAUCAAUUGAUUAACACGACUGAAUAAAUAGUUUCCUCACACUUUUAUACUAUAUUUUAUAUCAUAUUCACCAAAUAAAUGUGUCCAUUCUUGUGUUAUUACCUUAUUGUUCUGGUAAAUAUUACAUUUCUGAGUUUUCCUUUUUCCAAAACUACACAGUGCACCUUUACCAGAUGUUUUAGAUAAUAAGAUUAAAAAAAAAUAAGUUUCUGUUUCACAUGCCAGUCAAAUAAAAACAAAAAUUUGAACUUCAAGGUUUAAUAGUCAUUCAGCCAUGGACAGAAAGGCAACUGCAUCCUGUUUUAAGGUAUUUUCUCAGUAUUGGAUUACAUUUUUACAUAUUUGGUCUUUUGUUAAUGUCAUUUGAAAGCCCCGACACAUUCAAGAGUGUUGGAACCACCUCUUCCAGAUCCAGAAUCAGCUCAACUUGUACAGUGGAUGUAAGAUAAAGGUCGUAGUUGUUUGGAGACAUCAGAUGAAUCAUAUCUGGAUUCCACUCAAUACAAAAACAAUCAUAAAGAAAAAGAUUUCAAGACCAAAAUGAUAAAAAAAAAAUCUGUAGAUUACUUUGAAAACUGCAACUAAAGCAUCCAAAUGAUCUGCAGAACUAGAACCAGAACCAGCACCAGCAGCAGCAGCGUGUCACACUGAUUCCCAUCCUGUUACUUUAUUUGUUGGUGUAUUUGUUUGACUGCUAUUUUGCGUUUCACUGCCUCUGGAAGGUGUCGGGACGUUUUCCUCGCACCGCACCAGAUCCAGACCUCAUCAGAACCAGCAGACUCUCUGACUGACGACACAGUCGGACCCUCUUAAGCUCUCAGAUGUUCCUCCUGUUGUUCCUGUGUGUGCGUCCAUGAAUCUAACCACUAAUAUGAAUAAUGUGUAAAACGAUACGCUCAGAUAAGAUUUAAGAUUUCAUCUGGAAGGCUCUGAGGCAGCAGGGCGACUUCGUCCGCAGAUGUUUGAACGUAAAAAACAAGUUUUUAUGUGAAUUAUUAAAGUACGUCAGCGUUUCUUUCUCUGCAAAAACCCAACAGUGAGAACUUUACAAGGCUGCGUUUAAACAGCCACGUGACAGGAAGUGAUUAAUGGAAAUCACCUGGGAACUUUAGUUACACAUGUGCUCGUUCUGUAGCGCGUAAAUCUUUAAACUCAAGGAGGAAAAUGUACAAAUAUAUAUAUCUGUAUGGAUGAUUGCUGACAAUUUCAGUUUUUAUAUUUAUUGGUUUGUUUUCUUUGCUGUGGACCUGCAGACCAGAGCUUUGCAACCGACUAGUCUCUUUCUUUUUAUAUUUCAAAUCUGAGGUGACCAAUUAAACACGCAGCCUUCAUGUAAGAUGAGCUACAACUGUUUAUCUGCACGAAGAUUAAAUAAUUACUCAACAAAAUGUGCAUCUCAAAAUCAGACAUGUCGUCUUCACUGUUAAUCUCUCAAGCUCUCGUCUGUUCACGUAUUAAAACAAAAAUCAUCUAAAAUAACAAAUUAAAAUAAAAGUAAAUGAGUAAAAUGAAAGAGUCAGCUCAUAUUCUGUUUAUCUCCCUUCAGCUGUAAACUGAAACUGGUCCUUGAGACAUUAUCGUCUGUCCCGUUCGCACAUUCUUCGUGUCCUCCCGUCUCUCGUGUUUUGAAACAUCUGCUGACGGAGUCGCCCUGAACAGCUGGAGCGUGUUUCUUUUUAUUUAGAACUUUUUGCCUUCCGACGCUCGCAGAGUGGAAAAGUUUCCAAACAGGAACAACGUUUGUCAAUCAAAAGCUUUAUUUUCAUUUUUUUUCUGUGAAGACCAUCGUCAGAUAGAGUCGCCGUCUUUUCGUUUUCGCAUGUUUGUCUCGUUGUGUUUGUGUCGAAGCUUAAGGACUGCCAAUAAACAGACUGUGUAUAUGUGCACUUAACCACUAGCAUGUACAUGGAAUGACAUUAGCGUUGAGAUUAUAGGAUCUGUUGGAUCGUUUAGGGAGAAUGCUUCGGACCAGUCAGCAGCUCCAGCAACACGUUGGCCCAGAAAAACAUUGUAAAAGCUCAAAGAUUAAAAGAAAAGAACAUGUGUUUCUAAUUUAUUUUCUGUUCAACAUGUUGGUUUUUAUUUUCAUAUAAUUGGGCAUUAUACUUGCAUGAGUGGAUUUUGUGUUCUAAAUAGUAAUGUAAGCUAUGUAGCAGAGACCAUGUUCAUGUCAUUGUAAGAUACUGUAUUUAUACGUGCCGACGGAAUAUACGAAAUUUUAUCGAUAAUCUUUGUAUCGACAAUCUUGUACAGUCUAUUGUCAUCUAGGUUAAAAGUUUUGUUUUCUCCCAUUGUAAUCACGUUAUCGGUGCCAAUAAAAAAAUAAAAAAAAAAGUUCAGUCU
This is a messenger RNA of Acanthopagrus latus (yellowfin seabream), 5757 nucleotides long. It is a transcript of the gene fgfrl1a, whose product is annotated as fibroblast growth factor receptor like 1a. NCBI's taxonomy places the organism in Eukaryota, Metazoa, Chordata, Actinopteri, Spariformes, Sparidae. The record is from RefSeq and is a predicted model, not a curated record. The transcript has 8 exons. Gene Ontology annotation, cellular component: plasma membrane. Bases 573 to 2054 code for a protein of 493 amino acids. Gene Ontology annotation, molecular function: fibroblast growth factor receptor activity; fibroblast growth factor binding.